Molecule: messenger RNA, 756 nt
Organism: Physella acuta
Lineage: Eukaryota; Metazoa; Mollusca; Gastropoda; Physidae
Product: sulfotransferase 1E1-like
Molecular function (GO): sulfotransferase activity
Source: RefSeq, a predicted model, not a curated record
CCUCUUGUUGGCAUAUUAACCUUGUACAGUGUAGAGAAAGGCAGCACCAUGUCGAAAGAAAAUGGAGAUGUUACUACUUACACUGAAAGCAUUCAGAAGAGCUUACCUCAACUCUCCACAAUGAUAGACAGGUUCGGCAACAAGUUCCAUUUCGGCAAUGCCGGCGGCUACUGGCAUCUCCCCCUACCUAUAGGUUCCGACACUGACUGCAGGACACACCUUCGUAAUAUCAGAAACAUGGAGAUACGCCCUGAUGAUGUCUUGAUUUGCUCAUAUCCAAGGACAGGCCUCCACUGGCACCAAGAGAUUGUGGCCAUGUUGAUGUACAAGACAGAGAAACUGAGCGCAGAGAGAGAGAACAGCAUGCACUUCCUAGACGGGAGGCCGAUGCAUAUCUUAGACAGCAUGAAAUCACCAAGGCUUAUAGAAACUCAUGUGCCGUUUAGGUAUAUCCCCAAGCAAGCUUUGGAGAAGAAAAUAAAAAUAAUCCGCUUGGACAGAAAUCCAAAAGAUACUCUGGUCUCGCUCUACACUCUCCUUCAGAAAACUGCAGAGCCACUGCAUUAUCCUGGAACAUUUGAGCAGUUUGUCAUCCUUAAUUUAGAAGCUGGCUAUUUUUAUGGCGACCUAUUUACUUACCUGAUGGAAUGGCAAGAUGGUAUUGAUGCUAACCCUGAUGUUCCAUUCUACACAUCAGUGUACGAGGAUAUGAAAUUAGUCAGUGGUUUAUUUUCAAAUGAAAGCGUUGUUUCAUGA